AAUUAAUAUGCACCAAUAUAGACAACUACUAGUUGAGAAAGAUGAUUACAAGAGUGUAGGGAUGAAGCUUUCAUGGCAUAAUCUUACUUACACUGUUAAGACCAAAAGCAGAGUCUAUAAGAACUCCAACUCCAAAGAGAAAACCAUACUCAAACUUCAAAGUGGCUCCAUCAAACCAGGCCAAGCCUGCUUCAUCAUGGGCUCAUCUGGUGCUGGUAAAACCACUCUUCUUAACGCUCUCUGUGACCGCCUCACCAACUCGAAGUCUGCUAAGCUUCAGGGACAAGUCCUUAUAAAUGACACACAUUCUGUUAGACAGAGCAGCUUCGGUAAAUAUGGAGCAUACGUGAUGCAAGACGACGUGUUGUUUCCGACACUGACUUGUGAAGAAGUUAUUACAUUCUCAGCUAGACUCAAGCUCAUAUUGCCACCACAUCAGAUCUCUACCAGAGUGAACACAAUCAUCGAAGACCUGGGCCUCAAUAAUUGUAGACACACUUUCAUUGGCAAUCAGCUAAUCAAGGGUUUGAGUGGCGGAGAGCGCAAACGCACAGCCAUUGGCAUUGAACUGGUGACAGACCCUCAGAUUUUGUGACUAGACGAGCCUACUUCAGGCCUAGACAGCUUCACAGCUCAUAAGAUCGUUAAACUGCUGAUAAGCCAGGCAAAGCUAGGCAAGACUGUCGUAGCCACCAUUCAUCAACCAAGCUCCCAAACAUUUGGGCUCUUUGACAAGCUUAUCCUACUCAUGGAUGGCCACCAGAUAUACCAGGGUGCUGCUAGUCAGUCUGUUGAAUACUUUGAAUCAAUUGGCUUUAAUGUUCCAAGCUAUUCAAACCCAGCCGGCUACUUUUUACAAAAAUUCUACAUGCCAUUCAACAAGUCAGAGGAGGACGUCAGCACUCUGGAAAUCUUAACGGAGGCUUACAAAAACAAGCUCUCUGAUAAAAAUGAAAUGACCAAACAAAUCAGGGAGAAUGAUACCGGUCUCGAAGAAGCCGAUGUUAAUGAGUUCAAAGAAUACCACAGUUCUGUCUCAUUUUGAACUGAGCUGAGGGAAUUAUUAAGAAGAACUGUGAAAAAUACUUAUAGAAACCCUACUCAUCUCAAGCUCCGCUUUGUAGCCUCUGUCAUGAUCAGUGUUAUCGUUUGAUUUUUCUUCUGGGAUCUUUCUUAUGAUGCCAAAGGAGUAAAUAACAAAAUAGGCUUUAUGUUCUUCAUGAGCGUAGACCAGACCAUGCAAGCUUUGUUUUCAGUUGCAAUGAACUUUAUCGAUGAGAGACCUAUUUUCUUGAGAGAAUAUGCCAGUAAGAACUAUGGGAUCUGGAGUUACUUCCUAUCAAAGUCAGUUAUUGAGGCACCUUUCCAACUUUUAUUUCCCUUUUUGGCAUCUUUGAUUGUGUAUUUUGCAGCAGGAUUGACUCCAGAAUUCGAUAAAUUAAUGAUCUUCUCAUGUAUUUUAGUUUCAGUAGUGUUCUUCGGUACAUCUCUGGGCUUCGCAAUAGGAUGCUCAGUGACAGAUCCAAUGAUGGUCACAACAAUGGUCAUAUUUUUACUUGGCCCUAUGCUCUUUUGAGGUGGAUAUUUUGUAAAUCUACACCAGAUUCCUGUCUACACGAAAUGGAUCAGCCAUUUAUCUCCAAUAAGAUAUUGAGGUGAGGCUUUACUACGCAAUGAAUUUUUGGACAACCCAAGAUAUGUUCACGAUCCAACACUUUUCACUAAUUUUGGAUUUGAGCUAGGGCUUACUAAAUGCAUCUAUAUCCUUCUUGGACUAGGAAUAGCCUUUCGCGCAGUUGGCAUCAUAAUGCUAAGACUUGCUGUUGUAAAGGUUCAAUAAUUUCUAA
Molecule: messenger RNA, 1847 nt
Organism: Moneuplotes crassus
Lineage: Eukaryota; Ciliophora; Spirotrichea; Euplotida; Euplotidae
Source: the annotation of a GenBank genome assembly